AUGGCCGCGGUGACCUGCGCCGACGGCGGGUCGCGCGAGUCGCCGGCCGUGGAGAUGAAGGAGCCGGAGUCGGUGCGCAAGAAGACGAAGCACGACCCGGGGAAACGCAUGUCGGACCUUAAUUACCUGGACGACACCGACACGAAGCCCAGCAAGAAGGCGGAGGCCUUCCCGGCGAACACCUGGGUCUUCAACCCCAACGCGAACUGGAGGGUUUAUUGGGACAUGACGAUCCUCAUCUUCGUCGUCUACGUGCUCUUCGUCGCGCCCUUCGAACUCGCGUUCGUCUCGGGCGACCUCAGCUACCAGCAGCGGACGUCCACCAUCUUCUCGAAGAAGCAGCGGAAGAACCUGGGGCUAGGUCGAUCCUUGGAGUCGGGCAUGUUCAUGGCGCGCGACACGAUCGUCCAGGGCAACCGGUCCCUCAACGACACGCUCUUUCUGGUCGAGAAGGGCACGGUCAUGCAGUUCGGGCGCCACAACCCCCUCGUGCCCUUCUCCAUCAGCAAGGUCACGGAGGACGGCUUCUUGGGCGACGACAUCGCGUCGCUCGUCGCGGGCCACACGCCGCAGCCGCGCUGGUACACCGCGCGGUGCGUGACGAUCUGCUUCAUCCACACGCUCAACUCGAAGCAGUUGAUUUCGAUCUGCAACGAGCCCGGUUUGGAGAUCUUCCGCAAGUACAUCACGCGCUACGGCGUCUGGACGCACCUCAAGUACGAGUUCAUCAAGGCCUACAAGAGCGGGCGGCUCCACGGCGAGAUCUUGGACGCGUGGCGCAGCGGGGCCCCGCGGCGCAAGCUCGCGUCGCGGCGCCACGGCUACGAGACCCAGUUCGACGACCUCGAGGGCGCGACGCCCGCGCUCGCGGCGCUCAACGAGAAACUGGACCUCAUGGAGCAGCGCAAUUCCGCGCUGAGCCGCCAGAACCAGCGGCUCCUCGACGCGCUCUCGGGCGUCGUCGGCCAUCUGCCGGACGCGCGGGACCUCGCCGCGGCCGCCGUCGCCCGCGUCCCCGGCGCCGCCGCCGUCGCGGGCGCCCUCGACUACUACCUCGGCGGCCAGUUCGCGGGCCUGACGAGCGGCCUCGCGCGCGGGGCCUUCGCCGCGCGGGGCCUCGAUGUGCGCGUCGCGCCGCCGUGCGCGCCCGGCGGCGAGGGCGACGCCGUGCUCGCGCGCCAGCGCGCGGACCCGUCGUCCGUCGUCGUCGGCGUCUGCGAGCAGAACUCGCUCGCGGCGGCGGCGCCCGUCAAGGCCUUUGGGGCCAUGUUCGACCGGUCGCCGCUCGCCGUCGUCGCCAAGCGCGGCGCGGCGCUCCGCAAGGUCGCGGUGCACGCCGACUCCGCGGAGCUCGUCGCCGAGGCCCUCGGCGUCGACGUCGUCGUCGUCGAGCGCGCCGACGAGGCGCACCGCGCGGCGCUCCUCGCCGGCGGCGCCGUCGACGGCGUCCAGUGCUACCACACGACGGAACCGCUCGCGUUCUUCGCGCCCGGCGGCGGCCUCGAUGCUCGCGAGCACGAGGUCAAGUCGAUCUGCGCGACGGCGCCCGGGUCGCUCGGCGCGCUGGACCUGGGCUACUCGCAGGCCCUCUUCGCGGACGCGGACGCGCCGCAAGCCACGCUCGACGCCUUCCUCGCGGCGCUAAUGGAGGGCUGGGCGAUCGCGGCCGAGGACCCGAUCCUCGCCGGCGAGGUCCUCGCGGCGCACGAGGCCGCCGACGACGCCGCGCUCUUCGGCGGCGCCGGCCGCGACGCGCUCUUCCACGGCGCCGUGGCCGCGCGCUGCGCGCCCGCGGCGCUGCGCAUGGCCGCCGCCGGCGGCCGCGUCGACGGGAACCGCUGGCGCCGCGUCGACGACGCGCUCGCGGCGGCGAUCGGCAAGGCGCCCGUCGCAACGGGGGGCGCGCCGCUGCCCGCCGUCGCCGCGCCGGCCCUGGGCCACGUCGUCGCGCGCGGCGCGCGGGCCGACGCGCGGCUCCGCGCGCGCGGCGUCCUUGAAGCCACGGGCCGCAGGCCCAAAGUCGCGCUCGUCCGCGCGGGCGACCCCGAGGGCGCCCAGGGCGGCGCCGGCCGCGCGGCGGCCAUCGCGACCAACGCGGCGACGGGCGCCGUCGAGUCCUGGUUCGACAAGGCGCGGCUCCUCGAGGCCGACGGCGUCGCCGUGGCCGUCGCCGCGCUCCCGGCCGGAGCGACGGCCGCGGCCGUCGCGGCGGCCGCGCGCGCGGCCGACGCGGACCCGGACGUCGACGCCGUGCUCGUCGAGCGGCCGCUCCGCGAGACCCUGGCUUUCGACCUCGCCAAGGACGUCGACGCGAACGACGACCCCGUGAUGGUCGAGGCGAUCCUCCGGACGCUCGGCGUCGCCGAGGCCGUGCGGACGACGAGCCGCGCCGACGCGGCGUACCUCGACCGCGGCGGCGCGGACCUCGCCUUCGACUUUGGCGGCGCGGCCGCCGUCGUGCUCGGCCGGUCGCCGCACCUGGGGGCGCCGCUCGCCAAGGCGCUCGCCGGCCGCGACGCGACGGUGACGCUCUGCCACGCGGCCACGCCCGACGGCGUGCGCGAGAAGGCGCUCGAGGAGGCGGACUUCGUCUUCGCCGCCGCGGGGCGGCCCGGACUCGUCGGCGCGGGCGACGUCAAGCGCGGCGCCGCGGUCGUCAACGUCGGGACGACCUACGACGCGUCGGCGAAGACGCUCGCGCCCGACGUCGACGACGCCGUCGCCGACGACGCGGCCUACGUGCUGACGACGAACGCCCACGGCUGCGGGCCGGCCUGCGUCGCGACGCUCGUGCGCCGCGUCGUCGAGCGCGCCGAGGACCGCGCGCUGGCCGCGGGGGAGGCCCCGGCGACCUGGCGCCGCGCGGGCGACGCGCUCCGCCGCGACGUCGUCGUCCGCGACUUCGCCGCGGCCGCGGUGCUCGUGGAGAAGAUCGCGGCGACCUGCGACGCCCUCGACCACCACCCGACGGUGGCGAUCAACGGCGCGCGCGUCUGCCACGACGUCGCAGGGUGCGGCGUCGCCGUCGAGUUCACGACCUUCGCCGCGGGCGGCACGCUCACGGGAAAAGAUUCCGAGGCCGCCCGCGCCGUCGAGCCCCUCCUCGCCGCCGCGGAGUGGUUCGCGGCCUGGGCGGCGCUCCGGAGCUUCUUGCGCGCGGGCGACGGCGGCUGGUGGGGCCGCGGCGGCGACGCGCCGCCCGAGGCGCCGCCCGAGGGGAAGAAGCGGCGCGGCGACACAGCCCCAUUGGCCCUCCUGCGCCUGCCCGACGACGCGCUCGUCUCUUCGUGCGCGUACCUGGGCCUCGUCGACGGCGCGCGCGCGGCGGUGACCUGCCGGCGCCUCGCCGCCACCGGCCGCAACGUCCAUCCGCGCGUGCUCAUCAUGCACAGACCUUUACUUUGGUGGGGUCGCCCGGCCUUGACGCUGAUCCUCGACUCACACCCGGGCGUGCUCCAGCGCGACACGACCGACGAUUUACGGUUAGCGCUGACGACGGAGCAGCGCGCGCUGGAGCAGCGGAUCCGCGACCUCGAGCGCAAGCUCAGCUGCAGCUGGCGGUUCUGUGCGAAUUGCCCGGGAGACGACUUAGAUGUGACCUACGUCGGGCCCGUCGUCAUCGGAGGACAGCUCUGCUCCGUGACGUUCCCGCACCGCUCGGAGCGAGGCGGGGAGCUGCAACUGCCGCCCAUGCACGUAUAUUCGCUCAAGAAGAAUGCCUGGCGGACGAUCGACCACUUCGCGCACCUCGGCGCGCUGACAAGCUUCGCCUGUUGUGCGCUCGGCUCGGAAUUCAAGUGCGAGCUGAAGAAGCCGAGCGAGUGCGGCAUCGAGAACAUGGAGGCCGGCGAGCUCGAGGCGGCCAUGGAGGCGGCCAUGAAGCGCAGCGGCAGCGACCUCGAGAUCACGGCCGAGGAGCAGGACAAGUUCAAGAAGGCCUUCGGGGACCCCGAGUUCCGCAAGAUGAUGGCCGAGUACGUCGACGAGAUCAGCGACCCCAAGUACCGCGAGGAGCAGAACCAGUACAUCCGCGAGAUGGAGGCCAAGGGCGAGACGCCCAAGGGCAAGGCGCUGAUCCACCCCAAGGCGGGCUUCGUCGUCAAGACGCGCAAGAUGGGCAAGGCCGACCACACGGGCGCCAAGGUCUUCAUCAACAUCGUGUCCUCCGAGAAGCUCCAGGAGCCCGAGGCGACGCCGUGCGACGGCGGGUCGCGCUGGGCGCUGCCGCACCUCCUGGGCCCGCCGCGCAUGGAGCGCGACAAGAAGGACGCGACGGUGUCGACUUUCGACUGCUGCUUCCACCCGGCGGCCGUCCAGCGCGCGAACGCGUCGAAGCCCUUCCGGGACCUCCUCGCGCAGACGGCCAUCGAAUCCGUCGAGGGGUCCUACGAGCGCAACAGCAAGGGCGAGAAGCUCGAGCGCACCUACCACGUGCUGCUGGGCGUCAUGUACAAGACGGGCCACCCCCAGCCUUUGAUGGUGCCCGACGACCACUCGACGACGCAGGCCAAGGACGUGGCGAGCGUGUUGAACAAGCCCGCGCCGAAGGAAGAUAAGGAGAACGGGGCCGCCAACAAGACCAACAAGAAGAAGAAGCGCAACCGCAAGAAGAAGAAGGGCGGCGCCAAGGACGAGGAGGACGAGCUCGACGACGACAUCGACACGGAGACGCCACCGCCGCCGAAGGAGUUCUCGCUCAAAGGGAAGCUCGCGGCGAAGAUGGACGCGGCGUCGGCGAAGAAGCAGGGCGCGAAGGAGGCCGCGGCGACGGCGGCCCGGGAGAAGGCCGCGGCCAUGGACCCGAAGGAGCUCGCGCGCGCGCGGCGCAUCCUCGAGGCCAAGGGCAUCGCGCCCGCGUCGCCGCCGCCGCCGCCGGAGCCCAAGCCGGAGGGCCCGCCCUACGAGCCCGUCGUCCGGAUCAAGGAGCGCGGCUACUUCGACAUGGGCAACCACAUGAGCGGCGGCUCGACGGUCCAGCGGCGGCCCAAGGAGCUCGUCGUGUCCGUCGAGCUCCCCUUGCUGCCCAACGCCAAAAGCGUCGACCUGGAGGUCGACGCGCGCGACUUCUCCUUGACCGCGAGCCUCGACGGCGCAUCACCCGUCUACAGGCUCAAGAGGCGCCUGCCCUACGACGUCGACGGCGCCAAGGGCGCGGCCAAGUUCGACCGCAAGCAGAAGGUCCUGAACGUGACCAUCCCCGUGCUCCCGGGGAAGGUCGACCCGCCGCCGGACGAGAGCGCCUUCCCGGGCGUCCUCGACGUGUCGCCGGCGCCGGCCGAGGACCCCGUGGAGGUUCUUGAGGCGUUCGAGGAGCCGCCGAGAAAGCCGAAGAAGGCGCCGCUCCCGGCGCGGCCGGCGAAGGCGACGGACCACAACCGCUGGCUCGCGCCCAAGGAGUCGGAGCGCAUGGCCUUCGCCGCGGACGCCAUCAAGGCGAGCGAAACCGCGGCCGACGACGACGACGACGACGACGACGGCGCGCCGGCCAUCGACGCGGUCCUCAAGGACGACAAUCUGCAAGCCGCGCGGUCCGCGGCGGCGGGUUUCAAAGCGGCGCCCGACGCGCCCGACGACCCGAGCUUCGUCGCCGCGGCGUGCUACGCGGGCCCCAAGCCCGGCUACUACUUCGCCAUGAAGCACCGGCGCCUCGGCUACCACCGGGACGACGCGCAACUGCCGCCGCGGGAGCCCGCCGCGGCCGCGCCGCCGCCGGACGACGCGCUCCCCGCGCCGGCCUUCGAGGCGCGGCAGCAGAAGGCGACGGCCACGGUCAUCGUCGAGGCCGCCGGCGUCACGGACGUGGUCACGCGCUUCGAGGGGCGCGUCUGCCACGUGCGCCUCGUGUCGCCCGCGGGCGUCCGCGAGUUCGGGCUCGCGCUCGGCGGCUUCGUCGUCCCGGACCGGUGCCGCCACGACGCCGCGGACGACAACGUCGUCUUCGUCUUCGCCAAGGCGUCGCCGGCCUUCUGGGACGCGCCCGUCGCCGAGCUCGCGGCCUUCGCCCCGGCCGCCGCGGCCGCGCCCGCGGCCGCGCCGAAGAAGAAGGCCGCGGCGAAAAAAACCAAGAAGGCGGCGGCGCCGCCGAAGGAGGCGGCGGCCGCCGCGGCGGACCCGGAGGAGGACCCGGAGGAGGCGCCGCCGCCGACGCUCUCCCGCGCGACGGAGCUCGACACCAAGGCGCCCGCCGCGGCGGCGCCGGCGGCGACGUUCAACGCGCCCGAGUUCCAGAACACGCUCCUCUUCGACAUCGACUAGGGGUCUAUCCGGAACCGGCGCUCUAAGUACAGCAAUUUUAU
Aureococcus anophagefferens is the source of this 6296-nucleotide messenger RNA. RefSeq lists its product as hypothetical. NCBI's taxonomy places the organism in Eukaryota, Pelagophyceae, Pelagomonadales, Pelagomonadaceae. The coding region runs from base 1 to 6255 and encodes 2084 amino acids. Gene Ontology annotation, cellular component: cytoplasm. The record is from RefSeq and is a predicted model, not a curated record. The transcript is spliced from 6 exons. Gene Ontology annotation, biological process: tetrahydrobiopterin biosynthetic process. Gene Ontology annotation, molecular function: methylenetetrahydrofolate dehydrogenase (NADP+) activity; 4-alpha-hydroxytetrahydrobiopterin dehydratase activity.